Pelecanus crispus (Dalmatian pelican) is the source of this 546-nucleotide messenger RNA. NCBI's taxonomy places the organism in Eukaryota, Metazoa, Chordata, Aves, Pelecaniformes, Pelecanidae. The record is from RefSeq and is a predicted model, not a curated record.
AUGGCAGAGAAGUGUGACUGUAUCGCCAGCAUGUACGGGUACGACCUGGGCUGUCGCUUCAUUAAUUUUCGCCCCUUGGGUUUCGGGGCCAACGGGCUGGUGCUGUCAGCCCUCGACAGCAAGAGCUGCCGCAAAGUGGCGGUGAAGAAGAUCACCAUCGGCGAUGCGCGGAGCAUGAAGCACGCUUUCCGGGAGAUCAAAAUCAUCCGCCGCCUGGACCACGAUAACAUCGUGAAGGUGUACGAGGUGUUGGGGCCGAAGGGGACCAACCUGCGCGGGGAUUUUUUCAAGUUUAACGUGGUGUACAUCGUCCAGGAGUACAUGGAGACGGACCUGGCGCGGCUGCUGGAGCAGGGGAAGCUCACCGAGGAGCACGCCAAGCUUUUCAUGUACCAGCUGCUGCGGGGGCUGAAGUACAUCCACUCGGCCAAUGUCCUCCACCGCGACCUCAAGCCGGCCAAUAUUUUCAUCAGCACGGAGGAUCUGGUGCUGAAGAUCGGCGACUUCGGGCUGGCCAGAAUCGUGGAUCAGCAUUACUCGCACAAG